Stylophora pistillata is the source of this 3698-nucleotide messenger RNA. RefSeq names its product TBC1 domain family member 2B. Gene Ontology annotation, molecular function: GTPase activator activity; small GTPase binding. The record is from RefSeq and is a predicted model, not a curated record. NCBI's taxonomy places the organism in Eukaryota, Metazoa, Cnidaria, Anthozoa, Scleractinia, Pocilloporidae. Gene Ontology annotation, biological process: regulation of GTPase activity.
AUGGAGGAUUCUUGGGAGCUUGUGUCCGUGCCGUCUGAGAUUCAACGCUCAACGAUAAACAAAGAAGCCCCUGAGGAGAGCUCCGAGAUCUCGCAGGAAAAUAAUGACGAGAGUAAUAAGCCCAAGAAAACUACAAGUGGAACACCAAAGCUCUGUGGAUUUCUGAACAAGCUGGGUGCAAAGGGGAUAAAAACCUGGAAAACAAGAUGGUUUCUUUAUGAGGAAAGGAAGUGCAGGUUGUAUUAUUUCCGUACUCCACAAGACAGUACACCUCUAGGCUUCAUUGAUCUGGCAAAUGCAUCUUUCACUUUUGAAGUUGAAGAUGCUGAUAGACUAACACAGUUUCAGAUUUGCACAUCUGGAAGAAUCUACCAGCUGCAGGCAAAAGAUAAGCAGACUAUGAUGUUCUGGCUUCAGGAGCUUCAGGGAAGAAGACUGGAGUACAGUAGAAAGAGAGCAAAUGCAGUUGUUCAGAAGAAAGGAGAUAUUUCAGCUCUAGGGCAGUCAACCUGUGGUUUAUUAGCCGGCGAAGAAGAAGAAAGAGAAGUUGAUCCAAAGAAAGAUCCAAAUCCAGUGCAGAUCAUAGAGCCCGUUCCUGCACCAGAGUCUGUUGGUGAGGACGCCGCUGCCUUGAAAACACCAUCACCUGGCAUCCUCUCCAACUUUUCUUUCACAAAUUUAAAGACAGAGAUAAAGAACAUAAGAGAUGCAAAGAGGUCCUCGGUUCUUAUAUCGCAACCACAGCCUCCCCUCAACAUCUCAGGGCCUUUAUCUGGCACAGAAUUAUUACAACAAGUCCAGGCGCUGGAGGAAUUGAACAACGGUGUUGGACAGUCAGCAACAGAUGAGAAAAUGGCUGACGAAAGCAAGAGGACACAAGAUCAAGAUGAAGAACAGAGAUCGUUAUCAGAAGAAAUGAAGGACAAACUCAUAUACAUUGCACAAUUGGAAGAAAAGCUAAAGGAGCAGACUGCGGAGCUGAAAAAGGCUGACGUUGCAACCAAGGCUUUGAAUAAAGAGCUUCGAGAGUGUAAGGACCAAAUCCAGAUGUACAAGGAGAUGACAGAAGUUAAGGACCAAGUCGUUGUCUCGCUCACUGACCAGUUAUAUGCAUUAGAGAAAUCCACUGUAGAAGGUGAAGAAGUUCUAGAAUUUGACGAAGAAAACAACGAAGAAUUUGAAAGUUCGACGUCUUGUAAGAGCAGUGAUACCAAAUCUGCAGAGAACAGAAUCGAUGAUAUCCAAGGGAUAGAGAAACUUAAGGAAACGUGCCAAGCUUACGUACUUCAAAACAGGUUCUUAAACAGCGAGAUUCUGGAAUUUAAUAAGCUCAGAGCCCACGAAAGUGAGAUUCUCAAGGCGCAAACGAUGCGACUGGCUACCGUUGAAGCUGAGAUGUGUAAAUACAAAAGCAAGUACUUCCUUGUACUUAGAGAAUUCCAGAAACCACGAAGAGAUGGUGAGCGCUGGAAUGUGGAUGAUGACGUAAUCAGCAGACUGGUGGAGGAUGCCAUUGACAGCGAGUCACGUGAGGUGUUAACAUUGUCCCGGUCCAGUAUUCAACCUUACGACCGCUGGGGCUUCAGGCAGAAUCUUGAAGGCGAAGACGAAGAAGCAUUUCUAUCAAUGGCUAAGAAAAUGGACAGAAGAUCAGAAGAACUCAAAGCAAAUAUGAAUGCAAGCUCUCACGAAAUGUCAGUGGAAGUGAAGUGGGAAAACUAUAUGGUGACACACAAAAACAGAGAUCUGCAAAAGACGCCUGAACUGAAAGCUCUGGUUAGAAACGGUGUACCACACGAGCAUCGCGCCACGAUAUGGAACUUUUGCAUUAAUGAGUGCGUACAAGAAACCAGGAGGGUAGCAGGAGACGAGUAUUAUCAUCAUCUGCUGGAGUCCAUCAAAGGUCAGCCUUCUCCUGCAGUGAAACAGAUCGAGCUUGACUUGCUGCGCACCUUACCAAACAAUAAACACUAUGAUAAGCUAGACGCCGACGGGACUACCAAACUAAGGGAAGUUCUUUUGGCUUAUAGUUGGCAUAAUCCUGAUGUAGGUUAUUGUCAGGGAUUAAACCGGCUGGUCGCCAUUACUCUACUUUACCUCAACGAAGAAGAGUCUUUCUGGUGUCUGGUGGCUAUUGUAGAACACCUCAUGCCCAGAGACUACUAUUCCAAAACACUGGUUGCAUCACAGGCUGAUCAACGCGUGCUCAAGGAUCUCCUGGCUGAGAAACUCCCAAGACUCAGUGCACAUUUUGACGCUCUUAUGGUGGAUCUUUCGCUGGUUUGUUUCAACUGGUUUUUAACGGUGUUUGUAGACAGUUUCCCGAUACAGACAACCCUGCGAGUGUGGGACACUUUUCUUUACGAGGGAAAUAAGGUGAUGUUUCGCUUUGCCCUCGCCGUUUUUAAAAGCAGUGAAGAGCAACUUUUAAAGUGUGAGGAUCACAUGAGCAUAUUCAACUUCCUGAGACAAGUGCCCGAAAAAGUCACCGAUGCGAACAUGUUAUCUCAGUUCGCCUUCCAAUUUCUGAACCCUUUCCCGAUGCAGAAGAUCAAAACAAAGCGAGCAUAUCACUUGGAAGUCGUGAAGCGCGAGCUUGCCGAAUUGGACAAAUUACGCGAGGACUACGUCACAAGCAAGGCAGACGAGCCUGAAUCUCGGGAUGGGGACAUGUUAGGUGAAGACUGAGAGCACUGGGAACCAGUUGAAUCACAAGAGGGAUCCUGUGGAAAAAUCUAAAUUCCGAGUCGUUUGUUUGGUGUGACUGUGGGUUUAAAGUGUUAUUCUCUUUGUCCGAGACGACUUCAUAUUAACUUGGAGUAAGGUUCAAUUAGUGAAUGAGUAAUAAAGCCCCUGGUAGAAUUCGAGAUUGGAAUCCAACUGUUUUAGUAAAAUUUUGCAUGGGUAUUGAUCUACAAAUGUUAAAGUCAUAAGAGUGAUUUUUACAAUUUAUUCUUUGUCAAAUAUAGGUUUUUUUUUUCCUAUCGGCCUUUUAUAAACUGUGAAUUGGGAAUUACUCUUCCGUUCACAAUGCAACGUUUCUUUCGUGGUUCAUUCGUUCUACGUCUUGGUCAGUGAACCCCUCUAACAAUUUUCACUAGGCAUUUCUUUAAACUCCAUCAGUACUUUACAAGCUUGCCGUCUGACCAAGAUACCUCAGCACAUAUAAUAGAAGGCUGAGUCAUGGUAAAUGUAAAAUGUAAAUAACUACUGAGAAAUACUUUUUACAGAAGUAUACUUUAUUGAAAAAAAAAAUCACCUUUGAUUUGACGUAAAUUCUAUGAAUAUUAUCUCCGCUGUUCCAACAAAAAAUUACCACUACACAGGUAUUUUUGUCUGAUUAAGAAUUAUACAAAUGUUCCAGAAAAUGAUUAACAUGAUUUUUUCAAGUAAAAUUUUUUUCUAUUUUCUCUCAUUGUAAUUAUCCCUUCAACUUCCAAUUAUGACCAAGACAGAAUUUCUCCUUACAAUAUAAGUACAAUUUCAAGCAAGCAAGGGAUGAGAGUAGUUAGUUCUUAUUAACCGAGCGAGAGGUCUGUAUGAGAGAAUCUUGACCGAGGUCGCUAGUACAGACCAAGCGCAGUGAGGUCUGUACCGGCGACCGAGGUCAAAAUUCUCCCAUACAAACCGACCUAGCUCGGUUAAUAAGAUGUUUAUUAUAUGGUUGUGUCUUCCAUGCCAAUUUUUUAUAUUCUUUG